UAAGCCAUCCAAUGAAAUGUUAUUUUCUUUUGUACAAACGAUCUGUGUCACAUGACAAUAACAUGGCGAAAAAUGAGGAGGUGGGACUCCAGUUGCUGAAGAAGAUAGAUGUAAAAUCUGCCACAAAACUUCUCCAUGGUUUGGUGGAUGGUUUCUGUAAGAGAGGACACCUUCAUUACCAUGAGUAUGACCAAACAUGGUCUCUAGAGGAAUGGUGGGCCCUGAAUGAGGCUUGGGAAGGCCUGGUCAAGGCAGCUGUCAGAGAAUCACUUAACAAAGACCAGAUUUUACAGAGAUUGGGCAGUGUGCCGGAGGAAUAUCAGUCGGUGAUUGUGGACGUAAUAAAUGCCAGAAGGUCAGAUGUCCACCACCAACUUAUCGCUGACACAAAUUUCAUCUCAAAAUCCACACUGAGGGACUUUGAUUGGCAAGUUAAAUUAGCAAUGGCCAGUGACAAGUUGUCAUCCAUCCAGGAACCUUUGUUGAACCUUGACCUCGAUGUUCAGACUGAGGCUUCCACGCAAACACACUCGCUCGAGAUGACACGGGAGGACCUAAAAAACCUUAUCACAAGUUUGGAAGGAGCGAAUCGGGUAUGUCUUUCUUGUGAAGAUUAGGUGAAGUCAGUGGUUCUUCAGCAGUGGAAAACAUGAUAAACCUUAUCACCCUACCAAUGUCGCUGGAUCUUCCAUAGUCGCAGGAACCGGUCACAGGGAAUGGACUUUAUGAUAACAGAUUUUGACGGAAGUUGACUCGGAAACAAUUUGUGUUUAACAUUUCCUUAUACUCAGUGCAAUAAAGAAGUAAAAAUGUA
Molecule: messenger RNA, 814 nt
Organism: Ostrea edulis (European flat oyster)
Lineage: Eukaryota; Metazoa; Mollusca; Bivalvia; Ostreida; Ostreidae
Product: COMM domain-containing protein 8-like
Exons: 5
Coding region: 12-617 (201 amino acids)
Source: RefSeq, a predicted model, not a curated record